UUACCUUUUAGGGGAUUGGGAUAGGGACUGGGCGGGUCCUUUCCUUAGUACGGAGCACUCUCCCGAGAGAAAACACUUAAACCUUAAAGGCUGAGUGGUUUGCUACACGCGGGAUAGGUAGAAGAGGCCGAGUCUAAAGGAGGGCUUCGGAAGGUCCUAGAGCUGGACAGAGCCCGGAGGGGGGGGAGGGCGGCAUCUGGAAAGGGAAACAAACCACUUUUCUACCCACGAGCCGCGCUGCCUCUCGGGCCGCACCGUUGGCACCCUGGCUGGCACAGCGCCCUUCCUUUGUUAACCAAGAAGGAAGCCAAGGCGGGAUGUGGAGAAGGGGGGCCUCAGAACUCGGCCCUAAAUCCAUUGGAGGCUCUUCCCACCGCCCUCACGCCGCGGGGCUCCGGAAACCGCGUCCGCCGCCAGGUGGUGAGCGCGGGGAGCGCUGGGCCUGGAGUCCCGAACUUCGUUCCCGUCCGGCCCUCGGCAUUUACCGGCUGCGGGACUCCGGGAAAGGCACGUCAUGCUUGCCUCAGUUUCCUCAUCUGUAAAGAGCUGGAGAAGGGAAAGGCAAACCACGCCGGUAUCUUUGCCAUGAGAAUCUAAAAUGGGAUUAUGCAGAGCCGAACGUGACAGAAAAGCCACUGACCGACCUCAGCCGUCGGACCCUGCGACAUGUUGCUAGGCGUCCCAGAAGUAAUCUGGGAUGAGAGCGCGAAGGCUGCCUCUCUCAAGAUGGCCGCUUCCGUUCUCCGCCACACUCAUUAUGGCAGAAGGUGGGGGGAGCGCGGAUGAGGUCAAAUCUCGCGAGAGAAGCUGGCCGACGGCCGUGCGAGAAUUGGGCUGGGGCUGCAGGAGCCAAGAUGGAGCCGGGAGGCGGUGGGCCAGGCCCUCUGAUCGUGAACAACAAACAGCCGCAGCCGCCCCCGCCCCCGCCCCCCGCGACCCCGCAGCCCCAGACCGCGGCCCCGCGGGCCGGCGGCGGCGGCGGGGGUAGCGGGGGCGUCCUGCCUGGGGGCAAAGGGCGGGAGUUCAACCGCAACCAACGCAAGGACUCGGAGGGCUAUUCUGAGUCCCCAGAUCUAGAAUUUGAAUAUGCUGAUACGGAUAAAUGGGCUGCAGAGCUCUCAGAACUUUAUAGUUAUACUGAAGGACCUGAAUUUCUGAUGAACCGAAAAUGCUUUGAAGAAGACUUCAGGAUCCAUGUGGCAGAUAAAAAGUGGACCGAACUUGAUAUUAACCAGCAUCGUACCCAUGCCAUGAGGCUCCUGGAUGGCUUAGAAGUCACUGCCCGGGAGAAGAGGCUCAAAGUGGCCCGAGCAAUCCUCUAUGUCGCCCAAGGUACCUUUGGCGAGUGCACCUCUGAAUCUGAAGUUCAGUCAUGGUCAAGGUACAAUGUAUUCCUGCUUCUGGAGGUGGGCACGUUCAAUGCUUUGGUGGAGCUCCUGAACAUGGAGAUAGACAACAGUGCAGCUUGUAGCAAUGCUGUGAGGAAACCCGCCAUCUCCCUCGCUGAUAGCACUGACCUGAGGGUCCUGCUCAAUAUUAUGUACCUGAUUGUAGAAACCGUUCACCAAGAAUGUGAAGGUGAUAAAGCUGACUGGAAGACCAUGAGACAGACUUUCCGAGCAGAGCUAGGCUCUCCCCUGUACAACAAUGAGCCAUUCUCCAUCAUGCUGUUUGGGAUGGUGACCAAAUUUUGCAGUGGACAUGCCCCUCACUUUCCCAUGAAGAAAGUUCUUUUGCUUCUUUGGAAGACAGUAUUGUGUACACUUGGAGGCUUCGAGGAGCUCCAGAGCAUGAAGGCAGAAAAGCGUGAGAUCUUAGGCCUCCCCCCUCUGCCUGAAGACAGCAUCAAAGUGAUUCGCAACAUGAGGGCAGCCUCCCCUCCCGCUUCUGCCUCUGACCUCAUCGAACAGCAGCAGAAACGGGGGCGUCGAGAACACAAGGCUCUCAUAAAACAAGACAACCUUGAUGCAUUCAAUGAGAGGGAUCCAUAUAAGGCCGAUGACUCCCGAGAGGAGGAGGAGGAGAAUGAUGAUGACAACAGCCUAGAGGGAGAGACAUUUCCCCUUGAGCGGGAUGAGGUGAUGCCUCCCCCUGUGCAGCAUCCUCAAACAGACCGACUUACCUGUCCAAAGGGGCUGCCUUGGGCCCCCAAGGUUCGAGAAAAAGACAUUGAAAUGUUCCUAGAAUCCAGCCGAAGCAAAUUCAUUGGCUACACCCUUGGCAGUGACACAAACACAGUGGUGGGGCUGCCCAGGCCAAUUCAUGAGAGCAUCAGGACUCUGAAGCUGCACAAGUACACUUCAAUCGCAGAAGUCCAAGCCCAGAUGGAGGAGGAGUACCUUCGCUCUCCUCUCUCAGGGGGAGAAGAGGAAGUGGAACAAGUUCCUGCUGAAACCUUGUACCAAGGUCUCCUCCCUAGUCUGCCUCAGUACAUGAUUGCCCUGCUGAAAAUCUUGCUGGCCGCUGCUCCCACUUCCAAAGCCAAAACAGAUUCUAUUAACAUCCUGGCUGAUGUCCUACCUGAGGAGAUGCCAACCACUGUGCUACAGAGCAUGAAGUUGGGUGUGGAUGUGAAUCGCCAUAAAGAGAUCAUUGUCAAGGCCAUUUCUGCAGUAUUGUUGCUGCUGCUCAAGCACUUCAAGUUGAACCAUGUCUACCAGUUUGAGUACAUGGCCCAACAUCUUGUGUUUGCCAACUGCAUUCCUUUGAUUCUGAAGUUCUUCAAUCAAACCAUCAUGUCAUACAUCACUGCCAAAAACAGCAUUUCUGUUCUGGAUUACCCUUACUGUGUGGUUCAUGAACUGCCAGAGCUGACAGCAGAGAGUUUGGAAGCUGGAGAUAAUAACCAGUUUUGUUGGCGGAACCUCUUCUCCUGCAUUAACUUGCUUCGGAUCUUGAACAAGCUAACAAAAUGGAAGCAUUCCAGGACCAUGAUGCUGGUGGUCUUCAAGUCGGCCCCCAUCCUGAAACGGGCCUUGAAGGUGAAGCAAGCCAUGAUGCAGCUUUAUGUGCUCAAGUUGCUCAAGGUGCAGACCAAGUAUCUGGGGCGCCAGUGGCGGAAGAGCAACAUGAAGACCAUGUCGGCCAUCUACCAGAAAGUUCGGCACCGGCUGAAUGACGACUGGGCCUACGGAAAUGAUCUGGACGCCCGGCCCUGGGACUUCCAGGCGGAGGAGUGCGCGCUGAGGGCCAACAUCGAGCGCUUCAACUCUCGGCGGUACGACCGCGCCCACAACAACCCCGACUUCCUCCCCGUGGACAACUGCCUGCAGAGCGUCCUGGGCCAGCGCGUGGACCUCCCCGAGGACUUCCAGAUGAACUAUGACCUCUGGCUGGAGAGGGAGGUUUUCUCCAAGCCCAUCUCCUGGGAAGAGCUGCUGCAGUGAGGCUCCGCCCCGGCGCCGCUCCUGCCUCGGCCUCCCUGCCCGCCUUGGGCCACGUUUGCUGCGGGGCGGCUCCUCUCCUCCAGGUGGCGCUGCGGCGCCGGCUUCACAGAGUCGUCAUUAUGGAACUCCCGGCGCGACGUAAGGGAGGGCCUGACGUCUUCUCUGGUGGUGGUUUCCCGGUGUCCUGCCCAGGAGGGGUGUUGUGCGGGUCAGGAGGCCGCGCGAGCCCCGGCUGGCCGUGACUGCCCGAGCAGGCCCCUCCCACCCCUUCCCGGCAUCCUCCGCGUCAGGUGCGACCCACCGGCUCUGCCAAAACACUAGGCGCCGCGGCGGCCUCGGAGAGGGCCGGGGCUCAGCCGGGAAAGCGCCGUCGGGGCCCGCGGCUCUUGGUUUCGGACUCGUCCUUCCCGGGGCCGCUGCGGGGCCUGCGCCGCCUUAGCGCGUCUGCCUGGGACUGGGCCAGAGCGAGACCGACGCCCCCUCAGACAGGACUGACGCCCCCCUCCGUUUGCAAUGCCCUGUACAUAUCUACAUAGCUAUGAAGUACACGUGCGGUCCGUGGUGUAUCCCUGGGGUUUUAAAUGUAUCUGUGUGCGUGAUUUACAUUAAAAAGCAAAAAACCCAGUGCCCAUUUCCUUACCUUCGGGGAAAUCGUGAAGCCCGGCCAAGCCCGGGCCCCCAGUCAGCUCUUUCUGGAUGGCAGGCGUUUGCCUUCUGCUCACCGGGGCCGGCCCUCCUGAGCCCCCGCCUUCCCAGGCAGAGCGGGGCACUUGCUCUGAGAAAUGGCCAGCGCUGCCACACAGAACGGGGGUGAGGGGCGGGAGCACUUCGGGAGCUUUCCAUUCGCCAUCCCCUCACGCCCCGACAGCUCUGCCCUCCUGCGGGGUGACGGGAGCUGGAUUCCUCUUAGACACAACUCAUACGUUCCGUAGGCGCACAGCAGGAUUCGGAGUGAGGCGGCCUGCGAGCCCCCAAGGGACUGGGGAGGGAGCCUAGGGGAGCCCCACGGUCCCUAAAAGCCUUUGGGGCAUGGAAAAAGCAA
This is a messenger RNA of Sarcophilus harrisii (Tasmanian devil), 4428 nucleotides long. RefSeq names its product striatin interacting protein 1 (gene STRIP1). NCBI's taxonomy places the organism in Eukaryota, Metazoa, Chordata, Mammalia, Dasyuromorphia, Dasyuridae. The record is from RefSeq and is a predicted model, not a curated record. Gene Ontology annotation, biological process: cytoskeleton organization. The transcript has 21 exons. Bases 783 to 3386 code for a protein of 867 amino acids. Gene Ontology annotation, cellular component: cytosol.